Molecule: messenger RNA, 432 nt
Organism: Lathyrus oleraceus (garden pea)
Lineage: Eukaryota; Viridiplantae; Streptophyta; Magnoliopsida; Fabales; Fabaceae
Exons: 1
Coding region: 1-432 (143 amino acids)
Source: RefSeq, a predicted model, not a curated record
AUGAGCAAGUUAGGGUUAACCAAUUUCAUACCCUCCCUCUCAAUUCCUUCUCACGGAUAUGGAUUCACCUUUUCCACCAUAACCCUCACCUUCAAACCUCGAAAACCACACCCAAUUCCAUUGUUUGCAUCAUCCAACAACAACAACAAUGAAGAAAAGGAAAAGGGGGGAAAUUCUCAACAACAACAACAAUCACCCUCUUCUUCCAAUGGACAAGAACAAAAACGACCUCUUUUUGGUUUCAAUUGGAGUAACCUUCUAGACCCAGAUCCUGACAAUGUUCUUGCUCUUGGAUUAACGGGUCUUCUCACGUGGGCAAGUGUUCAAGUUCUCUGCCAACUUUUGUUUAUCUCUUUUGCUAUUAUUGUUGCUGCUCUUAAAUACUCUUUCAUUGCUGCUCUUCUCAUUUUCAUCCUCAUCGCACUUCUGUAA